GACAUUCGUAAGAAAAAGGUUGGUUUUCCUGAAGUAUGAACCAUUUAAUAGUUAAUGCUGUUUUUCACUCGGCUCCUGUGAUAAACUAGAAUGUUCAUGUAUUUCAUGUGUAUGCUUAUGUAAUUAAGCAUCCACUAAUUUAUUUCUCUUUGGAAAAUACUUCUCCAAAUCAGCACUCCAUGUAUGAAGAUUUAAGAUUAUAUCAUCUGUUUGUUUAAGAAAAUUCCUAUUAGUUAACAGAACCAAUUUCACCUGUGAAGACAAGGUCUGUAAAACAAGCCUCUUGACUUCAGUCAUAAAUUUUUCCUGUGCCAUAGUCUAUUAUUUCCGGGAGAGGGCAGCAUUUUCCUAUGUCAGCUAAUCCAAAAGUAAAUGAGGAACUUAGGAAAAGAUUGCCAACUUCAAAUCAACACAGUUACACAGAAUUGAAGAAGAAGCAUACAGCUUCAUUUGAGGGAUUCUUUUAAGGGACUCAGUGUUCUGCGAUAUGAGCUCUGAAACCUUCAAGCAAAAACUGGACUCAGUGCCAGAUCAAACAAGUUCAGAGGAACAAAUGGAGAACUGGUCAAAAGAAACACACAUCUCGGAUCAGAAAAAAGAAGACUUCUGUGCUGAACUUCAAUUUUAUAAGAAUUCCCAAAAACACACAGAAUUUUCUAUCCAGGCAGAAACCGAAGCACCGAAACUUUCAGAUUUGCAAGUAAUCAGUCAAAGAGGAGGAUUCCUAACUGACUGUAAUUCUGGUUCAGAAGAAUCAAGUAGUGUAGAAAGAAAGGAUAACAGGAUGCUCCCUGAAUUUAUAUCCUCAUGGAAUGAUGCUGAAGAUUUCGGUGGAAGAACAGAAACUGCAUUCCUUUUAAAAGAAUUGGACACUCUGAGGGCCAAAAAUAAAAAGCUUCAAGAUAAGCUGGCUGAAAAGGACAAGGAGCUGAAGACGAUGAAACUGGACUUAGAAUUGCAAGAUAGAGCUACAGAAGCUAAGAUUGCAGAAAGGAUUGCAGCUCUGGUGGGAGAAGUUUAUUCUGCUCAACGGGAGCGUGAUGAGGCUGUCAUGGCAAGGCUUAGGUUAGCCAAUGAAGAGAGAGAUGAAGCAUUUCUGCGAGUCCAGCGUUUAGAAGAGUCUCUCAAAGAGCUAGAAAAUAUUAACCCUGAAGAAAAUGACAUGACAUUACAGGAAUUACUGAACAGAAUAAACAAUGCAGACACAGGGAUAGAUAUACUGAAGAAUGGAGCUAUAAUUCUGAACCGAAUACACAGGACCAAAGAACGUAAAAAGAAAAUAAUAGCUGAGGAAAUGAAUGCAGUAAUAGAGCAACGGGAUGCUGCUUUGUCUCAAUGCAAACGGCUGGAGCAGGAGCUUCAUCAUCUGAAAGAGCAGAACCAGACUUCAGCAAACAACACGAGACAUAUGACUGCUGAAAACAAUCAAGAACGUGCUCUGAAGGCAGAACUGAUAGCUUUGCAACAAGUAAAGGACGCUGCUCUUCAACAGUGCAAAAAACUAGAGGAAGAAGUCCAAACAUUGCGUGUUUAUUACAGGUUAUACAAGUCUUUGUCUGAAGGAUUGAGUCUGAAGAACCAGCCUAACUGUGCUUUUAGUACUUCUGAAGAUGGACUGGAGGGAAGGGGGGAUGUUAUGACCCUAACCUAUGGCCAGAUUGAAGAGCUGGCAGCUCAGCUGCAGCAAACUCGAUCAGAGCAAAAGGACACCGAGCUGAAGCUCCAGAAAGCCCUGGAAGCUUCUCAGGAGGCCAAUGAAAAAGUUCAAAAGUUGGAAAGGCUGGUGGACGUCCUGAGGAAGAAGGUUGGAGCAGGGACCAUUAGGACCGUGAUCUGAUUGAAAGCUGUAGUCUAAGGAAGCUUUCACAUCUGGUGACCAGGCUGCUUCAUUCAGCACUGUGUAAACACUGAAGCCUUAACUUAGCAAACAGUUGUUAGAAGUGGGACACUCCAGCGACAUUCCAAGCUGAGAUAAAAUCAAAUCAUAAAUGUUUAACUACUUUGCUGCUGAGUUCUGUGAUUUGUUAAAAUGUUUCACUGCAAACAUGUGUUUGUUUUUAACCAAAUGCAUUGUGGCACAGUGUAUUGUGAAAAAUUAUGUAGAUGCUUAUUUUAACAGUCUGUCCUCUCCAUGUUAGACUAUAGUCUGCUGCAAGGCACAGCAUGGUCAUUUUUUAAAAUACUGCAGGCUUCAGGUUCAAAAUGCUGCAAAGCAGUUUCAAUAUUUAAGUCCCUUAUUUUAUUUGUGAGGCUGCAAAUAGUCCAAUAUUUGUAUGUUAAAUAUAUUAAUUGAUAAAGUAGGUUGGCAUUCAAGAAAUAGCUCUGGUAUAUUGGAUAUUUUUUUCUCCUUACUCAUAGACCAUUGAAUUGCAGGUAGUAACUGUGGCUACAUCAAAGGGCAGGAUAAAUGUACACCUUUAUACAGCAGUUGAAUAGCUUCUGCUAGUACAUGGCAUUUUCAGUGUACAUUAAAAAGAAAUUUACUUUUAGGUUUCACUGGAAGUACAGCUACAAAAAAUUGUAACAUGAAAGCCUUGUGACACUGUACAGUAUCUCAGACAGUGGAGAAAGUUUCCUGUAUUGUUUUUAGUCACUCCUCUGUCCUUUUAACUGAGGGAAAUCUCUCAGAUUUCAGAAAGCACCUUACAAAUUAAAAAUUCACCUUUUCAGUGUUUGCCUCUUCUCAUCCCAUUCCUACAAGACUCUGAGUGCCCUGCAGUGCAGGAGUACCAUCCAGGCUGGGUUUGAGGCUAAACUGUCAAUCCUCAGCUUUUUGUACUCAUGAAGUGCCCUAGGACUUAGAGGCCGAAGCAUAGAAUCUGACAGGGAGGGGAGAAACUGAGAGCUGAGGAGAAAUUUGGGGUACACAGACAUGAUAUACUCUACGAUACAGUAUAGUUGAACUUAGAGUUGUGUUUGUGACCCAACCAUCUCCCUGUAUGAACAGUCAGGCCAGUACUCAUGUAAUCCUGCUCAAGAAAGCAGCUGUAAUCUCUGAGAACCCCAAAUUCAAUAAAGAAUCUCAGCAGCCAGCUUAGUGAUUAGUGAGAUUAGUGUCUCCUCAGGACCAGCCUACUCAGGCAAGGUGGAUGUAGCUCCUGAGGCUUCCACUUGUCUGCUUUACUUUGUGUUUAGUGUUGUUACAUGGUCUUGCCUCUUAAUGUUUGCUUGUUCAGGCAUUGUGAUAGUGCAGUCUAUCUGGAGAAAAUGAAAUUUUAGUUUUAGGUGUAGAGAGAGACAUUUUAAUGUGUGUUUUUUCUUUCAAACACUUAAAUGUUACACCUUCUUCGUCUGCAGACCUAAGCCCCUCCUAGCUUCAGUUGACCAAACCUAACCUCUUGCAGGGAGAUAAGUAGCAUCCAUCCAAGCCACAUUUACCCAAGUCAGUUCUAGAAACUUCUGAAGUGCUCCUUUUUGACCUUUGGUCAAUCCUAAGAUAGCCAGUGAGUCUGGAGCCUCUCCCCCACACCUAUUCAGUGGGAAAAAAUUUUAAUGCUUCCAAACCAGAGGAUUGCCACCCCCCAGAUUCCAGCCCCUUCACCAUCUCCCGUGUGCUGCUGUUCAGCUCUUUGGGUGACUCAACAGCUCUUUGUCCUAUUGUCCUCACUGAGCUUUGUGCACAAAGUGGGUGGCAAGAUCUCCUGAGCUGUCAGGAGCCAUUUCUGCUGUAAGGAGGUAGUGAGGAAGAAAUAGAGACAAAAAUGUAAGGACUACCAUGCUGUGCUAGACCAAAGCCCAGACUGCCUUUGGCAAUAACAAACAGAAGAUGCUUAGGAAAGGGUAUAAAGUCAGGCCAGCUCUAGUGACCACUCCCAACUGGUGUCCCAGCAAUUUGUUAGUUGGAGGCUUUCUAAGCCAGAGGUGGUGUCUUUGUAUUUAGCGACAUUUUUUCACGGUCUAUCUUUUUAAUCCAUUAAAAUUGUUUGUACCUACUUGUUCCUUUCACAAGGUCUUAUGCAGUUAAUGAUGCAUUGAGUGAAAAAAUACUUCCUUUUCUCUUAUGAACCAGCUCUAUUCAUUUGCUAUCACCUUGUUUUUGUAUGAAAGAAAUGGUGAGGAACCAUUCCCUGUUCAUAUUUCCACGUCCCAUGUGAUUUUAUAUAUUUGGCAUCAUUUCCCCAACUUUUCUCUUCCAGAGAGAACCCCUGGUCUCAUUUAAAGGAUCUGCCCCAUGUUUUUAAUUGGCCUUGUCAUACUAAUCUGGUUUUUUUUUUCCCAGCUCUGCAGUGUUUUUACUGAGAUGCAACACAGUUUGUGCCUAGUGUUCAAGAUAUAGACAAAAUGUGACUUUAAUGGUUGUCAUAAUGAUGUUGUCUGUUUUUUUCUCUGUGCUAUUUGUAACCAUUUUUAGCAUUGGACUUGCUUUAUGACAGAUUAUUUAUUGGUUUUCAUAUUUCUGUAGUAAAAUGACUACUCUAGAUCUCCUUCCUCAGUUGUAAUGUUCAGCUCAGAGUUCAUUGUAGCCUGUAUGAAGACAGAACUGUUUUCUGAAUAACACAGCAUUUAUGGGUACUGAAUGUCACCUGUUGUUUUAGCAUUCCCUGGUGACCCUGAGCUCUUAUUCCAUCUCUUCUCACAGCUCCUCUGUAAUACUCACAGUAUCAAAGUAUCAUCAGCAUCUCCAUGCUGAAUACAGUGACACGAAAUACUGCUAUCUCCAAAUUAACCCCCUCUUCAAGGUGAUUUCUUAGUUAAGUUAAACAUGGACUCUGGGACAAAGAUCCCUGUAGGACAAUAAGGUAGCUUUUCCUUCACUGUGAGAAUGAAACAUUUAUUCUUACACAUUGUUUUAAUUUAACUUUGAAGUACCUAUUUUUCAGUGUAAAAGUAUUAGUUAUUGCUAGGUAGCUUUUAUGAGAAAGCUGUUUGCUACUUUGAAAAUGCAAGUUUACUAAAUCAGAGCUUGUGUUCCAUGCAUGAAUGUGCUAAGUUCCUCCUUCCCCUUGGAGUGUGAAGAGCUCCUCACCUUUCCCCAAGUAUUUCUGUGUCCAAGUGAAUAAUCUUGUGAAUGCAGGCUUCCUACAGCCAGACUGUUUGACCUCCAGCCUCUUGUGUCCAUUGGCUUUGUUUGGAAAAGUAGGAUGGGCCGUGCAAAAGCCACCUAGCAGGCUUGAUAUCAGAUACAUCUGAUUGCAGGUAAUACUUGAUUUGGUAAAAUUAACUUAUAGUUUUGCUCCAUAAUUUUCCUUUUGACACGUUAUACCCAAGGUGAAAAAAUAGUUACUGACUCUGUCUUUUGUCUUGCACCAAGCAGCCUGGAAUUCAGAGAUAAUUUUGGUUAGGGUGUUUUGUCAUAAAUGACAAAUGUGGAUAAAUGUAUUUUCUUUGUAAUUAAAUCAGAUGUGUUGAUUUUUAAAAUUCAGCUGGAAAUGUUUUUAUUCUUCAGGAAGGAUCAUGGGAAAUUUUCUAUGUUGAGAGUAGAAAGAUUCAAAAACAGUUGAGUUCUCCCUCUUCCUUGCUAACAACCUGGUGUGUGGUCUUUGGCAAAUUCCUUAGUGACUGUCGUUAAAGGUAUGCAGUCCCUGAAGAGGUUCCCGGGCUCCUCCAGGGUGUUUGCAAAAGUAUCUAUGUGGUUAAUGUCAAAACACUUUCACUUCUUCACCUGCUGAAGUGAGCAGCAUAAAUCACAUAGGCCUGGUGGUGGAGGCCCAGCCUUUAGUGCCCUCAGCAGAACUUCUGGUCCUGUUGAGCCCAGCCUAACUUUAGCCUUUCAGUCUAAUGAGGGCAGAAAAUCUGCUCUGGUCAGUAGAAAGAGGUGAUAACGACAACAUGGGUUAAUGGGCUUAUCAUAUGGUUUAUUCAUUGAGAACUGAUUGGUGCCUGAGCAGAGCUCUGAAAGUGAAAAGAAGCCUGCUCCCAUACAGCAGACAAAUGCAAUUGUCACUUCUGUCCUAAUAUAUGUGAGAAAGAUGAGAUUGCGUCCGAUUAUGUACCAGGAGUAACAAUUCAUUUCCCUCCUGAUGGAAAAACAGUUCAUGAUGAAAGGUGGCUCACCAUAGGUGAAUCUUAUGGUGACAGCUGUAAUUACUGGUCAAAUUAGGGUCCCUACUGUCUUGAAUAGAAGAGGUACUCAGAAAUGUUCUUCCCUUGUGAGAUUUUGUGUCUUUCUCUUGGUGAUCCAGCAGCACGUUAUGUAUUGGGAGCCAUUUCUGGUAUAUGCCAGGGUAAAAUAUGUAAAUAGCAUCAUGUUGGCUCGGGAUAAGAGCAUUAUUAAUGCUUUUCAGCACUGUAAUUAUAUUCCUAGUAAGCCUUCCCUAAGCCCUCACUAAUUAACAAUAUUGUGACAAAUCAACUUUAACAGAAAAGAACUGUGGACCUUUAGUCUUUUAGUACUAUUUUUCAUGCAGCCCACAGCUGAAAACUGGUGGCAUGGCUUUCUGUACUAGUGUUGGGAAAACUGCUGAUACUGAAAAGUUUAAAUCCAGCUCAUUGUUGUUAGUGAGUCCUGUAGCUGAAUUUGUUUGGUUCCUCUUUAAAUACAUUCAUGGCAAAGUAAAAUUCAUCAGUUAAUCAUUAAUGUUAAGGAAUAUGAAAACCGUUUAUAAAUAAGCUAUCAUAUUGAAAUGAUGUUUGGUGAUGUCAGUAUGUUGUCAUAUACACAUUUAUUUAUUUGUUUAUUCCAAAUCAGGAACAUUUUACAAGAUUGACUUUAUAUAUAGUCUUACCAGGUGUUGUAACAUCUUUAAUCCAUGUACACAAAUGAACUUACUAUCUAAAUGUCAGGAUUUCUCUGUGCCUUUAUUUCUUUCAAUUAGAAUAAGGCUGUUGGUUUUCUUCUUGUUAACUUCUACUGCUGAAGAUUUUCCUCUCAUGCAAGAAUCAGCUGUGAGGCACAUGAAAAUCACUGCUGGGCAGUUUCUCUUGCUGUGAUCGCAGUGUUACAUGGGCUGACUCUUAUCGCUGCAACAUUUCACAUCAGAUCUGCAGAACUGGACUUUCUCUGUUUGUUCUUCUCAUGCAUUGGUAAAUAAAAUGUAUUCACAAGUUCAAAAAGACAAAGUAGUGUUCUCAUAUUAGCUCGAUUAUAAGUCAGCUGUUGAGGUGCAGUGUUCUAAACAUUUCAUUCUUCAGUUUUGUUGGGAACCCACGUGUUCUGGGAGGCUUUUAAACAAAUACUUGAAAUGGUUGAAAGAUUUACAUUGCCAGUGCCUAGCUAAAUAUGUAGUCUUUAGAAAAGACAUGGUUUAUUUUGGCACCAUUUGACAAACUCAAAUAUUUUAAACAUUUGUUAAGUUUGAGCUUGCACAUUUGAACUAAAAGUUUGCAUUCCAAAAUUGCAUCUCAGGUUACCUGUCUCUCUCUCUUUUGUAUUUUAUAAUCCCUUUAUUAAAAUAGUCUACAAAAG
This is a messenger RNA of Onychostruthus taczanowskii (white-rumped snowfinch), 7345 nucleotides long. RefSeq names its product mirror-image polydactyly 1 (gene MIPOL1). The transcript is spliced from 14 exons. NCBI's taxonomy places the organism in Eukaryota, Metazoa, Chordata, Aves, Passeriformes, Passeridae. The record is from RefSeq and is a predicted model, not a curated record. Bases 488 to 1837 code for a protein of 449 amino acids.